Hypoxylon fragiforme is the source of this 934-nucleotide messenger RNA. RefSeq lists its product as uncharacterized. Bases 317 to 616 code for a protein of 99 amino acids. The record is from RefSeq and is a predicted model, not a curated record. NCBI's taxonomy places the organism in Eukaryota, Fungi, Ascomycota, Sordariomycetes, Xylariales, Hypoxylaceae. The transcript is spliced from 2 exons.
GGUAGGUACCUGAAUAGUAUAUCUUGAGCUCCUUACACUCUCCUGUGUUCCCUUUUAAGUCCUACCGGCGGCUAUACCAACAAAUAAUCUGUAACAGAGGACUUGGUGAGAGGUAUCAGUGUUACCAUUGACGUCGAUAGCGAAACGGUUCACAUUAUAUGAGCAAGAACCAAGAUCUGGGAAGACCGUAGGUCAGUUUUCUGUCACUUCCCUUGCUUAACAAACAGCCUUCAUCAUAACCUCACCACCCCACUUACAUCAGCGCCGAGCAAGAACUCUUAACCCACCCCCUCGACUCCACCCAAAACCACCCACGAUGCAGCUCUCCCAAACCUUCAUCACCCUCCUCACCCUAACAACCACCACCAUAGCGCUGCCACAAAUAAUCACCGCCAACGCAACUCUCCCAGGCAUCCUCAACGCCACGGAGACGCACAUACCGCUCGUACCAACCAUCAACCUGGCGAAGAAGCUGGAUACCGGCGGACCGGCGGGCAGCGGCACCCUCGCAACGGCGCUCGGACUCGAGACGGUCGUGAGCGAUGAGGUGCUGAUGACGGUGUCUGAGGCCACGCCGACGGGUGGGCCGCUUUCUGUGGCGACUCCGGUCGUUUGAGGGGCAUAUGUAUAGCCUCAGCUACGGUAUGAUGGUGGCUGGCGGAGAGAGUACUGCAUUCUGAGGCUUCCAUAAACCGAGGCAGGGUGGUAAGCUUGGAGGGACUAGAUACCUAGGGUAGGAGGGGCUUGGCCGCAGUGUACAACUAGUAGUAUAGGGGCUGUGACCUUCCCUUUACAUUUGUCAUGUCGAUUUCGUCCCCGGGCCAAUCGCGGCUAGGAACGGCAACAUUUCAUGAUUACUUUUUGAAAGUAUUUCAUACACGUUCUUUGCCUACCAACUUCAUCUAUUCCAUACCUAGUAUUCACUUAGACACAG